Sander lucioperca (pikeperch) is the source of this 1035-nucleotide messenger RNA. It is a transcript of the gene gskip, whose product is annotated as gsk3b interacting protein. The transcript has 3 exons. Gene Ontology annotation, cellular component: cytoplasm. Gene Ontology annotation, biological process: regulation of canonical Wnt signaling pathway. Gene Ontology annotation, molecular function: protein kinase A binding; kinase regulator activity. Bases 255 to 656 code for a protein of 133 amino acids. NCBI's taxonomy places the organism in Eukaryota, Metazoa, Chordata, Actinopteri, Perciformes, Percidae. The record is from RefSeq and is a predicted model, not a curated record.
GGAUCUGUGUAUAUUGGGGCACACUCAUUUGGUCAAUAUUUCUUUUAGCUCGUUAUUUAGACACUAAACAGAUAAACUAGAAAUAGGGUGUGCGUUCAUGUGAUUUCAGUCUCUGGUAAUCCACAAAUUUGAGGCUCAGCAGAUACCUAUCUAUUAGAUAGGUAACGCUCAUUUGACUGAACCCUGUCCACCGGAGAGCUCCGAGUUGGCUGGAAGCUUCCACAAGCCGGAAGAACACAACCACCGAGGAGGGGAUGGAGAUAGACUGCCAGCCCGAGGAAUCCAUCGUCUCUUCAUUUGAUGAGGACUGCGUUGUGCUUGGUGACGUCAAGGACAUGAUGUUGGAGGCAGAAGCAGUGGUCAAUGACGUACUUUUUGCCGUUGCUGAAAUGCAUGUGUCACAAAGUCUCAACAGCGUGUCCGAUGUGGCCUACAUAAACGUGGAAACAAGAGAGGGAAACCGGUAUUGUCUGGAGCUCACAGAGGCAGGACUAAGGGUGGUGGGCUACGCCUUCGAUCAAGUGGAUGAGGAUUUGAACACCCAGUAUCAUGAGACUGUUUACUCUCUUCUGGACAAGCUAAGUCCAGGUUACAGAGAAGCCUUUGGGAAUGCUUUGCUCCAACGUCUGGAGAGGCUAAAGCAAAACGGACAAUAAGAAUGACCAAGAUGCUGCAUAAGUUGACAAGUGGAAUAGAGGUUGAUGAUGUUGGUGUAUUUGGCUAUAUGCCAAUAAGAACCAAGUCUGGUCAAAUAUUAUAGCCCCUUAUGUGACAUCCACCUGCCUAGCUACCACUACAAUAAGGGGUACCCUGCCCUAUCGACUGCUUUAUCAUUGAAUUACUUCAUGUUAGUUACUCAACUUUAGUGACUGCUAGGGAUUGGCUGGAUGAGGGCUGUUGCAACACUGUGUUGUUGACUUUACUGGGGAAAGAUCUUCCAGCUUCCGUGUGAUACAAAAUUGUAACUGCGUACAUUGAAAAUUCUGCACCUUUUUGUACUCAUCAAAAUAAAUCGGAGAAAGAGGCAGCACGUUA